Molecule: messenger RNA, 275 nt
Organism: Closterium sp. NIES-67
Lineage: Eukaryota; Viridiplantae; Streptophyta; Zygnematophyceae; Desmidiales; Closteriaceae
Source: the annotation of a GenBank genome assembly
AAGACUUAGGUAUGGUCCCUUGGGGUGGUGGUGAUGGUGGUGGUGGUGGUGGUGGUGGUGGUGGUGGUGGUGGUGGUGGUGGUGGUGGUGGUGGUGGUGGUGGUGGUGGUGGUGGUGGUGGUGGUGGUGGUGGUGGUGGUGGUGGUGGUGGUGGUGGUGGUGGUGGUGGUGGUGGUGGUGGUGGUGGUGGUGGUGGUGGUGUGAGGUGACCUGUUUUUUUGCUUUCAUCUGAUUUUUUGACGGGGUGAAUUAUUUCAUCUGAUUGUCCAUCUCAG